AUGGUCGAGCAAGUCCACGUCAAGAAAAUCUGCUGUAUUGGAGCUGGGUAUGUCGGUGGCCCAACCAUGACCGUCAUCGCCGAGAAAUGUCCGCAUAUCACCGUGACCAUCGUCGACGUUAACCCCCACCGCAUCGCAGCCUGGAACUCGGAUGACCUCCCCAUCUACGAGCCCGGGUUGGAAGAUAUCGUCAAAGCCCACCGCGGCACAAACCUCUUCUUCUCGACCGAUAUCGAUAAAGCCAUCAUCGAAGCCGACAUGAUUUUCGUCUCGGUUAACACGCCUACCAAGACGCAGGGUUUGGGAAAGGGGUUUGCUGCGGAUUUGAAGUAUGUCGAGGCUUGUACCAGGCGUAUUGCGGCUGUCGCGCAAUCCCACAAAAUCGUGGUCGAGAAAUCGACUGUGCCGUGUCGUACCGCUUCCUCCAUGCGCUACAUCCUCGAAGCGAACGCGAGGCCUGGGUUGCGGUUCGACAUUCUUUCCAGUCCGGAGUUCUUGGCGGAGGGGAGUGCGAUUCGGGAUUUACAUGAUCCUGAUCGUGUGUUGAUUGGAAAUUUGGAUACGCCCGAAGGACAUGCGGCUGCGCAGGCCUUGGUGGAGGUUUAUGCCAAUUGGGUUGAUAGGAGUAAAGUCGUCACGACGGGGUUGUGGUCGUCUGAACUCUCCAAGCUCGCGGCGAACGCGUUUUUGGCGCAGAGGAUUUCGUCGAUUAAUGCCAUGUCGGCAAUUUGUGAGGCAACGGGUGCGGAUGUCGACGAGGUCGCUCAUGCAGUCGGUUUAGACACCCGUAUCGGCUCCAAAUUCCUCAAAGCCUCCAUCGGGUUCGGCGGCUCCUGUUUCCAGAAAGACCUGAGUAACUUGGUCUACCUCUGCCACUCCCUCCACCUCCCCGAAGUCGCGACAUACUGGAAAUCAGUCCUCGACAUGAACGAUUUCCAGAAACGGAGGUUCGCGCAGCGUGUUGUCGCGUCUAUGUUUUCGACGCUUACGGAUAAGAAGAUUACGCUGUUUGGGUUUGCGUUUAAGAAUAAUACGGGGGAUACGAGGGAGAGUCCGGCGAUUACUGUUGCGAAGUAUUUUAGGGAGGAGAGGGCGAAUAUCACGAUCUAUGACCCCAAGGUUCCUGAUCGCCAGGUUUGGCUUGAUCUUACUGAGCCGGGUGUGGUCGACGAUGAGAUUGAACUCCGCAAGACUGUCAGUAUCAAACACGACGCGUACGAAGCUGCGGAGGGCGCGGAUGCGAUUGUGAUUUGUACUGAUUGGGAGGAGUUCAAGAAUUUGGAUUAUGAGCGGAUCUAUAAGGGGAUGGGAAAACCUGCUUUCGUGUUUGAUGGACGGUUGAUUUUGGAUGAGAAGGCGUUAAAGAAGAUUGGGUUUAGGGUUGAGACGAUUGGGAGAAGUGGGGAUAAUGUUGGGCAGGAGUACCGUUUCUAA
This is a messenger RNA of Saitoella complicata NRRL Y-17804, 1434 nucleotides long. Its product is annotated as UDP-glucose/GDP-mannose dehydrogenase. The transcript has a single exon. Gene Ontology annotation, biological process: glycosaminoglycan biosynthetic process. Bases 1 to 1434 code for a protein of 477 amino acids. Lineage: Eukaryota; Fungi; Ascomycota; Saitoellomycetes; Saitoellales; Saitoellaceae. Gene Ontology annotation, molecular function: UDP-glucose 6-dehydrogenase activity; NAD binding. The record is from RefSeq and is a predicted model, not a curated record. Gene Ontology annotation, cellular component: cytosol; nucleus.